Pyrus x bretschneideri (Chinese white pear) is the source of this 2374-nucleotide messenger RNA. RefSeq names its product proline-rich receptor-like protein kinase PERK4. The coding region runs from base 67 to 2043 and encodes 658 amino acids. Lineage: Eukaryota; Viridiplantae; Streptophyta; Magnoliopsida; Rosales; Rosaceae. Gene Ontology annotation, molecular function: protein kinase activity; ATP binding. The record is from RefSeq and is a predicted model, not a curated record. Gene Ontology annotation, biological process: protein phosphorylation. The transcript is spliced from 8 exons.
GGCCACCACAACAUACAACUCUUUGGGAAAGUAGUCCUUGGCCGGAGGUUGAUCAAGAGACGAAUAAUGUCUUCUGAUAGUGAGCCGUCCCCGGACUCUUCAUCUUCUUCACCACCUGCGCCGGACUCGUCCAAGUCAUCUCCAUCUGGUCCAUCUCCAAAGGAAUCCCCAGAGGACUCAUCUUCGGCGCCACCACCAUCCUCGACGCCGGCAUCAUCACCACCACCGUCCUCGCCGCCUCCAUCAUCAUCUCCGCCUCCAAAGGACUCGUCUUCAUCAUCAUCGCCGCCUCCCAAGGACUCGUCUUCAUCAUCAUCGCCACCUCCCAAGGACUCGUCUUCAUCAUCAUCCCCACCUCCGCCCAAGCAGGGCUCCCAGUCUCCACCUGCACCAAAAGAGGCGACCCCAUCUCCACCUCAUGCUAAGGAAUCGCCGGGGAAGGCAACACCGGCACAACAGACACCAGCGGCAGAUGCUGAAAAUGAGACUUUGAGUGCGCCUCCUCAUCCAGGGCGUUCUCGGACUUCUCCCUCAGGUGCACUCACGCCACCACGUGCUAGUAGUUCCUCAUCAAAAAGUAGUUCUGAUGAUGACGACACAUCAUCAUCUUCAAAUAAAGGCAGGGCGGCGGGAGUUGCAAUUGGGGCAGCUGUAAUUAUAAUUGUCUUGCUCGUCGUUUGUGUGGUUUGCAUCAGGAAGAGAAGGAGAAAGCGACGUGAUAUGCAGUACUAUGGAGAUGCUCCUAAAGCUGGUGGUGGCUAUUACAACACACAACAACAAAGUUGGCACGAUAUGAAUAAUCCACAAGGAGACCAUGUGAUGAGGCUAAACAACCAACCACCUGGUGGUGGUGCUUGGGCUUCAACACCUCCUCAAAUGCCGAUGAGCGGUGAAGUGAGCACCAAUUACUCAGCACCCCCAUUGCCACCUCCCUCACCAUCAAUGGCACUUGGUUUCAACAAGAGCACCUUCACAUAUGAUGAGCUAGCAGCCGCUACUAAUGGGUUUGAUCAGGCCAAUUUGUUGGGUCAGGGCGGGUUCGGGUAUGUGCACAAAGGUGUUUUGCCUAAUGGAACAAUAAUUGCAGUGAAAAGUCUCAAGUCUGGCAGUGGGCAAGGAGAAAGAGAAUUCGCAGCAGAGGUGGAGAUCAUUAGUCGCGUUCAUCAUCGACAUCUUGUGUCACUGGUUGGAUAUUGUAUUGUUGGUGAGCAGAGAAUGCUGGUCUAUGAAUUUGUUCCCAACAAAACCAUGGAAUAUCACUUGCAUGGAAAGGGUCUACCACCUAUGGAUUGGCCAACUAGACUUCGGAUUGCAGUUGGGUCUGCCAAAGGGCUUGCAUACCUUCAUGAAGAUUGCCACCCGAAAAUCAUCCAUCGUGAUAUCAAAUCUGCUAACAUUCUCAUUGAUAACAACUUUGAAGCCAUGGUUGCAGAUUUUGGGUUGGCCAAGCUGUCCUCUGACAAUAACACCCACGUAUCGACACGAGUCAUGGGAACUUUCGGGUAUUUAGCUCCAGAAUACGCAUCAAGUGGAAAAUUGACAGAAAAGUCUGAUGUUUUCUCAUUUGGGGUCAUGCUCCUGGAACUCAUAACUGGAAAGAAACCAGUGGAUCCUUCAAAUGCAAUGGACGACAGCUUGGUUGACUGGGCCCGACCACUUCUCACUCGUGCAUUAGAGGAUAAUAAUUACGCGGAGCUAGUAGAUAUCCGUUUGGACAAUAACUACAACCCCAAUGAGAUGGCCCGGAUGGUCGCGUGCGCGGCUGCAAGUAUCCGUCACUCUGCUAGAAAGCGCGCAAAGAUGAGCCAGAUAGUACGUGCACUAGAAGGAGAUGUAUCGCUCGAUGAUCUAAAUGAAGGGACAAAACCCGGGAAGAGCUCUAUGUUCAACGCCAGUGGAGGAAGCUCGGACUACGAUACGCAGGCGUACAAUGCUGACAUGAAGAAGUUCAGAAAGUUAGCCCUUUCAAGCCAGGAAUUUGGGAGCAGUGAAUUCGGGACUUCAAGUAAUGACUCCAGAGAAAUGAGCACACCCAAGAAAUGAGGACUUUGAGCCCUCAUGCUCUACAACAAUACCGAAUUAAAAGGACAUAAUUAAAAUUCACAGUUCGAUAAAACUGUAAAUACGAAAGCAAUUAAGGAUGAUCAUAUGCAUGUAUGCAUGCAACGUGAUUACUGUUCUAAUUUGUCAUUGAACUUUGUGAUUAAGCUGAAAAAAUGUGAGGUUAAUUGAAGAUUUGGAGUGCCACUGAUCGGGCCGCAGGCUGAUUUGCUUUGGGUAAUUGUGUACUUUGGGGUUAAUUGAAAUGACCCAGAUCUUGAUUAGCUUAAUUAAGUUUGAUCUUUUCUCUGAUAAAUAUGGAUUUGUACUAUAC